AACCCUGUGUGAAGUGGAAGUUUUUCUGAUUUCCACGUUAAGUAAUCUGACACCCAGACUCUGAGCAGAAGGAUGGACCCUUAACUCGGCUGGGAGGACGGAAGGAAGGAGCAGUCACCCAGCGAGCAUAAACGAGCAGAAGCGAAACGCUGUACGCAAAAAACAGCCCCAGCAGCGGAGAAGAUCUGGGUGCCAGCGCGUCUCCAGUUAACUGUCCGUCUCACUCAAAUGAUCUCAAGGCGACAAGUUUCACUUUCCACAUGCGAAUGGGUGACUUUCCGCAGCGCUUUGUGAGGAGAAGAGGAUGAAGAAUUUCAACAGCAGUGCCCUUCACAGCCAUAGCCAGUCUACCAACCACAUUAGAGAGCGAAACAGCAGAAAGUACAGCUUACUCUCUGUUUUGCCGUUGCGAUUUUCUCUCCGAGGUUAUGGGUUCUGCAUGGCUACGCUGUUUCUCUUCUGUUUCGGCUCCCUAUUUUACCAGCUGAACGGAGGACCUCCUAAAAUCCUGCUAGACAUCAGACAGUAUCUCGGGUUAUGUGGAAAAAAUCACUGGUCAGUCAAAAUGGCCCCCAGCAGGCUCUUUAUCCAUAAGGACAGGGUAGCAAGACAUCUGGUGUCGUGCCUACAUGACUGCAAGACGAGAAAAGGUGGAUCAACGUAUCUGGAUGAUCACGGACAGCCUGCUCCAAGAGUACUCCCGUUCCCAAGCCAGGUGAUUUAUAAUCGGGUGGGAAAGUGCGGCAGCCGGACGGUGGUCAUCUUACUGAGGUUACUCGCUGAGAAACACCAGUUCAACCUGGUCUCCUCUGACAUCCACAACAAAACACGCCUCACUAAGCAUGAACAGGUGGAUCUAAUGAAAAAUAUCAGCAGUAUUCCUCAGCCAUUCCUUUAUACCAGACAUGUUCACUUCCUCAACUUUACAAGGUUCAAGAUAGAGCAGCCUGUGUAUAUCAACAUAAUCCGGGAUCCCAUCAAUCGCUUCCUCUCCAACUAUUUCUUCCGUCGCUUUGGUGACUGGAGGGGCGAGCAGAACCACCUAAUCCGAACUCCAGGGAUGAAAGAUGACGAGAGAUACCUGGACAUCAAUGUUUGCAUCCUAGAGAAUUACCCUGAGUGCUCCAACCCAAGGGUUUUCUACAUCAUCCCCUACUUCUGUGGACAGCAUCCUCAGUGCAGAGAGCCAGGAGUAUGGGCUUUGGAGAGGGCCAAACAGAAUGUGCUGGAGAACUACCUCCUUGUGGGGAUAUUGGAGGAGCUGGAGGACGUUCUGCUCCUGCUAGAGAGGCUCUUACCUCAUUACUUUACUGGAGUACUCAACAUCUACAAGAGCCCUGAUUAUAGGAAAAUGGGAAACAUGACAGGCACUGUGCGUAAACAAACCCCCACUUUAGAGGCCCUGCAGGUGCUGUAUCACCGCAUGCGCUAUGAGUACGAGUUUUACAACUUCGUCCGUGACCAGUUCCACCUCACAAAGAAAAAAAUCGGCCUGAAGUCUGUUUCCAAACCCCCCGCCUAUUCAAAUGAUUUCCUGCAGCAACUGGCCCUUCGAACCCCAGAGCCUCUGGAUGAAGACGAGGAGCUGGAAACGGAUCUGGAGGAUGCAAAUAGCUGGCUGGUUCAUCCCUAAGGGAUGCUCGAUGAACAUUAGAUGCAGCCACGUAACGGCUGCUUAGCUAGGACUGGCUAAAGAAAACUGUACCCUGAGGACAAAGGGGAGGAGUUUCAAUCUUUCAGCGUCACCCAGAGAAGUGAGGUGCAACUCCCAACCUGACAGGCUCAGCACUGAAGACUGUAGAGUUGAGAAACUGGAUGGACAAAAUGCUCUAUUUAUAAAUUGACCAAGGGCAAUGGGAAAUAAUAUUCAACUCAAUCUGCUUGACUCAAGUUUUCUUUUUUAUAAUUUGGGCUUGUUUUUGGGUUCGUGUAAAAACCAUACUGUCGCUGUCAUCUCCAGGAGAGAUUAGUGCAAGAUCUGAACAGCUAACUGUGAUUGGAAAUGUGCUAAAUGUUAUCGCCAGGUUGUUUACUAUAGGAGAGGAAUUAAAGGCAUUUCCCAAGACAGAUUACUACUUUAUGAGAGGUUUGAUGUCCUGAAAGCUGGAUGUUGUUGUGAAUUUUAAAGUGCCAUAAGCCUUUUAGGUAUAUUAGUCUUCCAGGACUGUUGUCAGACCUUAUUGAGGGUUCUGGGAUCUGUGUGGCAGAAAGUUCUGUGCACAGCUGGCAGAGUUGUGACAUAGUCAGUUCAUUUGCUUUAGUAUUGGUUUAUAACAUUUUGUGUAAUUUGUUAAAUACUAUUAGGUGUAAAUGAGGGUUAAACUGCGAGCACUCAAGUAUGAAUUCAGAGAAUUCCAAAAGUGUGCAUGAAUGAUUGAGUUUGACCAAACAAGCUGUGUAUUUUAGCAAAGAUUUAUUAUUUGGGACAGGCUAUAUGUUGAUACUGUAGAGUGAGUUAAAAGCCUUUAUGAAGCCUAAUUUGUAUUCCAAAGUUUAAAAGAUUGAGCUUGCCAAAUAGCAGUUUUUUUUGCAAAACUGUAUAAAUACACUGCACUUUGUGUGAGGUGACAUUUCCUUAACAUCUGCAGCAAAAUGAGGGAUUUUAUCACAACUGAAUGCUAAUUUGCCUGUCAUUUCAACUCGGAUUAUUUGCUGUUUAAGGGUUUUCUGUAUAUUAAUGUUAUCAUCAAAGUGUGUGAAGUGUUACCAAGCCCAGUUAAUACUUAUUUCUAAUUAUCCAGCAGCUCCACAGAGUGCAUGCUUUUUCAUCACAGAUGUUUAAAAAAAAAUUAACCAUAAGCUAUUACGUGACUAGACAUUUCACUCUACCAUCUUAAUCUCUGAUCUGUGUAUCUUCAUCAUUAUGUUCCGUGUUUUGUUUUUUGCAAGUUUAAUUUAUUGUUUUCUAUUCAUUUGCAUUCCAUAUAAAACUCUCAGGAAGAUAAAAAAAAAAACAAUGUUUAACACUCAUAUUUUUUUUGUUGUUGUUGUUCCUGGUGGCUAUAAAACAAUUUUUGGCAUUUAA
Messenger RNA from Oreochromis aureus, 3025 nucleotides. It is a transcript of the gene usta, whose product is annotated as uronyl 2-sulfotransferase a. Lineage: Eukaryota; Metazoa; Chordata; Actinopteri; Cichliformes; Cichlidae. Bases 305 to 1633 code for a protein of 442 amino acids. Gene Ontology annotation, cellular component: membrane. The transcript is spliced from 9 exons. Gene Ontology annotation, molecular function: sulfotransferase activity. The record is from RefSeq and is a predicted model, not a curated record.